Messenger RNA from Knipowitschia caucasica, 525 nucleotides. The record is from the annotation of a GenBank genome assembly. Lineage: Eukaryota; Metazoa; Chordata; Actinopteri; Gobiiformes; Gobiidae.
AUGGGACACUCCCACAACACAGAGAGGGCACUCCCAGACAGGACGAGCCGAGCGAGGUUCAGCCGAGAGCACGAACAAGUUAUGUUAGAAUCCACCACCACGAUCUGCUUAAAUAAACACAGAGAGAAAGAGGGAAAGAGGGAGGAGGGGUUGGCUGUCGGUGUGUGGAGGUGCUCCCUCAAGUGUCCUCUUGGGGACAAGUAUGUGCGAGCAGGCGAGGAUGUGUACCUCUACAGGUCUGAAUACCCUCACAGAGUGAAAUACAUUUGUGACAGUUCUGGAUGGUACUCCAUGAUUAGAGAGGUGCAGUGCUCUGGGCCCUGCACUAAGGCAGGGAGGAAGAAGGAAGAGGGCACUGCAUUUCCAUCGUGUCCCAUCCUUCCUGCAGUGCUGACCAGCAGGCGUGGUGUGGACAAAAACGUGGUCAGGCGGCUGAGAGACAGGACAGAGGGUCACACCAUGGCCAAAGGGUGGAGACAGAUACAGGAAAACCACAGCAAUUAUUUUCAAAGGAAGGACCUGUAG